AUGGCACUACAGAAACCACAGAAUCGAAAGACCUGCCUUGUAACAGUGGGGGCGACAGCCUCAUUCGAGGAACUUAUUCGGGCCGUCUUGGAUAUAAAGUUCCUGGAGACUCUGAUCGCAUUUCACUACACACACUUAAUCGUUCAAUUUGGCAAAAAUGAGGCCAUCUUCGAUGACUUCUGCCAGCGUCAUCCGCCUGAUGACCAACUUCGCCGCGAUCUAAACAUCACUGGAUUUGCGUACAAGCAAUCCGGGAUGAGCGCUGAAUUUUCGCAGGCCCAGGGAGAUGUAACAGAAGGCAGAAGUCUUGGACUGGUCAUCAGCCACGCAGGAUCUGGUACCAUCCUCGAUGUGUUGCGACUUGGGAUUCCUUUGGUUGUUGUCCCAAAUCCUUCUCUUCAGGAUAACCAUCAGGAGGAGCUAGCGCGCGAAUUACAGAAGCAGGGAUAUGUCCUUGCUAGCCAUUAUAAGAAUCUUGUGCCUGCUAUAUCCCAAGCCGAGGAACUACGGGCUCGCAUGUUGACGUGGCCGCCUGUUCGCGGUCCUGGUCAGAAAGAUCUGCCGACGCUUGGGCAAGUGGUGGCUGACGAGAUGGGCUUUGUGGAUUGA
Molecule: messenger RNA, 609 nt
Organism: Aspergillus clavatus NRRL 1
Lineage: Eukaryota; Fungi; Ascomycota; Eurotiomycetes; Eurotiales; Aspergillaceae
Gene: alg13
Product: N-acetylglucosaminyldiphosphodolichol N-acetylglucosaminyltransferase catalytic subunit ALG13
Exons: 3
Coding region: 1-609 (202 amino acids)
Biological process (GO): dolichol-linked oligosaccharide biosynthetic process
Cellular component (GO): extrinsic component of endoplasmic reticulum membrane; UDP-N-acetylglucosamine transferase complex
Molecular function (GO): hexosyltransferase activity
Source: RefSeq, a predicted model, not a curated record